This is a messenger RNA of Vitrella brassicaformis, 2132 nucleotides long. The record is from the annotation of a GenBank genome assembly. Lineage: Eukaryota; Vitrellaceae.
CCACGUUUCCACGCCAUCCACACCCCCUGUCGGUGAGUUUGUAGUGUGCAUGGAGCCCAAAUCCAUGAUGUGGGUGAACAUUGUGGUGAACAUUUGCAGGCUUGAUGAAGGAAGAGAUGCAGCAAACAUUGACGUCAACUGCACGAAUAUAGCAUGCACAUCAAUUGAAGUCUUCCGUCUCGAGGACCUGCCAGGCACAACCAAGGCGGAGACACAGGAUGCCUGCAUGGGUUUAUGUCUCGUCACCUUUUGCAUCUUGUAAUGGUUCCUUUCCGGCACGACAGACUGCAGAAAGAAAUCGGCAACCAUUGUCGCCACACCUGCUCACAUACACAUCCAUGUCAUGACGGUGGCGUCUGCCUGCGUGCCUGUACGUUCCACCGCCCUACCCAGCAGUGCGAGUGCCGACGAUAUUUGCAGUAUGAUUUGUCCGACUGACGUGAUGGCCCCCAGGGCAGCCGCCUCCGUCACCACACGGACACCAUACUGCAGACAUUCAUCCAUCCAUCGAUCCGCCAUCGGCCGGUGACAGACAGGCCGAGACAUGUGUGUUUGUGUGGCUGACGGUACCAUGCGAUAUGCGUCCCUCUUCCUCGUGCCGUCCUCAUAAUAGUAAUGGUUCUGCGCGCAAGAGGAGAACAAACUGAGGUCAGCCGCCCCCCCAUUGCGCUUUUCCAUGUUGUCUCUUUACAAAUCGGUAGUUGAAGCCGGAUGUUGCGUCCACGAGGGCUGUCUGGAGGCAUCCAUCCAUUUAGACACACACCAAUCAACCACAUAUUGGUGUGCGCAGCGCUGGUGCAUUACGUUGAGUUCCGUCUGGCACUGUUCGUCUUCGUUCUUUUCGUCGAGGUCGCAUGCGAAUAUCACAUUGGCCUGCACCACCGCCCCGUUCUCACGCACGUCAUCCAGAUGCAGGUUGGCAAAUCGCAGCAAAUCCUCCAGCUGCACCGCACCCAUGACACACCAAAGAAUGGCAUUCAUCGAUUUAUGGGUGAGGAAGAGCUUUGCGUACGGUGUAUGUGUUUGCAGAUGCGUUUGGAUAGUGCAUCGGUCUGCCAUUGCGGGUCGUGGAGAUCUCCUGCAGGCAGACAAAGAACAGACACAGACACACAGGUGCGCUAGAUGGCUGGUGCGUCCGCGUUUGUCCGUACCAGGCCGUCAGCUAGCUUGUGGAAGUAGGCCUUGGCCUUGAACCUGCACAAUCAUACGCACACAGACACCUGUGUGUGCCUGAGAGAUGGCAAUUCUCUGAUUCCUUACCACAGCGAGUACUGGUUGGCAUCGAUGAGAUGCUGCUCUGUCGUUGCCGCCCCCUCCUGCUCAGCAGGACACCACCCAAGCUUCACACACAUCUGCAAACAAACCACACCAGUGACGCCACCUGCCGAUGUCCCUUCUGCUCACCCCGUUGUCGCAUGUGGGUGUGGCGACUUUGUCUUCGCCCAUGGCCCCCAUGGAGCAGUCCUCUGCCGUCUGGCAGGGCGACAGGGGGAAUGCACACCGCUUGUUCGGCUCCUGGCCCCGAGUAACCAAGAUGCGUGUCGGCAGAAACACCUAAUGGAUAGAAACAGGUGCUAUGCACGUUUGGUGGUUGCGUCGUACCGCCCCCAGUUCCCCCGGGUUGGUGACGGCGUCAUAGACGUCAAAUGGUAUCUUUUUGUCGCUGAGCGGGUUGCCCAGGACGCUGGUGACAAUCCAUCCGGUGGUCUUCUCCUGCUCCAAAUACUGCUUGUUGAUCAGAAACACCUGCACACAACAUUACAACACCCACACACAUGGCGGUGGGUGCGUCCGUCUCUCUGUCCAUCCAUAGCAUUGCACGGGCCUACAAAGAGGACGAUGUAAGCGACGAUGGCGAAGAAUACUGUGUAGUAGAUGAGCCCGAGUCUGCUGUCGAGGAUGCGCACCUCCUUGACUGUGUCGUACGAAAACACCUGAUCCGCGUCAGGCAGCGAAUGCCACCAUCGCUGAUGCAGAUCACCGCACCAAUCACCGCACCGACACGCGCACGAGCGCAUACACAUGUGCAUGAGAAAGACAAAGAUCUCCAGUGCAAUGUGGCAGCAUCUGCGUUUGCGCACCUGGAACAAUGAUUGGUUUCGCCGUUCCUCCAUCGCCAUAGCAUUCCGUCU